ACUGGUGCUGAACCCCGCCGCGCGCGCUUUGAAUUUCCCAGCCGCUAAGCGCCUCUCCUGGUCGGUGUCCCAGGCAGAAAGGUGCAGAGACCCAUCUGACGCAGGACUCCAGGUAGACAAGCUCCAGCAGAGAGUGGCCAGAUGUGGUGCCUGGAGCGACUCCGCUUGGGUCCUGAGUGCCUUCGGCGGAGCGGAGACUGGCUUCUCCCGGGUCGGGCCCGCGGAGCCAAGUCUCGCACCACCGCCGCGUGCGCAAAUGUGCUCACUCCGGACCGCAUCCCUGAGUUCUGCAUCCCGCCACGGCUCAUGCCCCGCCUGGCCUUGGCUGCGCUCCGGAAUUCUUGGGUCGAAGAAGCAGGGAUGGACGAGGGCGCCGGCCGCACAGACUGGGACCCGCGCUCGCAGGCCGCGCUGUCACUGCCGCACCUGCCCCGUGUGCGCACCGCCUACGGCUUCUGCGCGCUGCUCGAGAGCCCGCACACGCGCCGCAAGGAGUCGCUCCUGCUCGGGGGCCCGCCCGCGCCCCGGCCCCGGGCCCACACCUACGGCGGCGGCGGCGGCCCGGACGCCCUCCUGGGGACCCUGCGCGUCCCGCGAGCUCCGGGCCCGGCGACCCCCGCGGCCCCCGGCUGUCCCCGCCCGCCCCAGGACGCGCUCGCCCGGCGGCCCCGCGGCUGCCGCCUCCUGCGCGUCCCCGACGGGCUGCUGAGUCGCGCGCUGCGGGCUGGGAGGAGUCGCCGCCUGACCCGCGUCCGCUCCGUCUCCAGCGGGAACGAGGACAAGGAGCGCCGCGCGGGCUCCCAGUCCCCGGCCCGGGCCCCCUCCACGAGCCCGCCGUCGUCCCGGGUCCCGUUUCCCGAGCGCCUGGAGGCCGAGGGCACCGUGGCUCUGGGCCGCGCCGGCGACGCCCUGCGCCUGGCCGCCGAGUACUGUCCGGGAACCGGGCGGCUCCGCCUCCGGCUGCUCCGCGCCGAGAGCCCGGCCGGAGGCGCCCCCGGGCCCCGAGCCGUCAGCUGUCGCCUCAGCCUCGUCCUGCGGCCGCCGGGCACCGCGCUUCGGCAAUGCAGCACUGUGGUGGGGCGCAGCCGCAAGGCCUCCUUUGACCAGGACUUCUGCUUCGACGGCCUCUCGGAGGACGAAGUGCGCCGCCUGGCCGUUCGAGUCAAGGCCCGGGACGAGGGCCGCGGCCGGGAGCGGGGCCGCCUGCUGGGCCAGGGUGAGCUGUCCCUGGGCGCCCUCCUGCUGCUCUGAGGGCCCAGCCCUCCCCGGGGCGCUCUGCCCGGGGGACUCCGGACACUGACAGCCGCGUGGUACAAAAUAAACGUGUAUUUGUUGUUCUUAUCAGUCCCGUUUCAGUACAACACUGGCAGAGAUGAUUCUAGAUUAACUAUCCCAGUAAAAGAUAUGAUAUUUUCCAUAGAUACCUCCAGAAUUUUUUUCAGCAAAUGGAAUGGUUCUACAGUGUUUCCCAAUAUAGACAGCCAUUUGCAUACCAUAUGUACCACACACGCCUAGGAAAUAAUGAAUCACAUGAAGUGUUAGAACUAGAAAGUGUCUUGGCGAUCUGUUUGCUCCAAUCACCUCAUUUUAAAAUUGGUGCUUUCCACAACAUGCAUGGAGACCAUCUUGGAGCAUUUACUUUUGAAGCAUUUUGUUUAAGACCCCGGAUAAGAAAAUGAGGGCAAAAGAGGUGAAGUGACUUGUCCAAGAUCAACAGUGAAUUAUUAGUUGGAACGCCAGCCUGAUACUCCUAGCUAUAUCUCACUGGAAAAGCAUUGGAGAAAAUGAAACCAUUUUAAUAUUCUAAGCUUAAAUAAUAGUUAUAAUAGGCUAGGUGUGGCGGCUCACGCCUGUAAUCCUGGCACUUUGGGAGGCCGAGGCGGGCAGAUGGCUUGAGCCCAGGAAUUUGAGACCAGGCUGGGCAACAUGGGAAGACCGCGUCUCCAUAAAAAAUACAAAAUUUAGCCGGACGUGGUGGCACGCACCUGUAGUUCCAGCUACUCUGGGGCUGAGGCGCAAGGAUCACUUGAGCCUGGGAGGUCAAGGCUGCAGUGAGCCGAGAUCGUGCCACUGCACUCCAACCUGGGCAACCGGAGUGAGACCCUGUCUGCAAAUAAUAAUAAUAAUAAUAAAUAGUUUUACAAGCGUUAAUUUAUGUUUUAACCCCCAAAAGGAGGCACUGCUAUGCCCAUUUUACAGAUGAGGAUAUUGAGGCACAGAAUAAAGAGCAGAGCCAGAAUUUGAACCUAGACAAUCAGCAUUUCACUCAUUACUCUUAUGUAGGUAAUACCACAGUGUCUAAAGGGCUCGCUAUUAAAGUUGCGAGUAUUGUGCAACUUCUCUCUGAAACUGUUGACACUGAAGUUCGUGUCUACUUGUAUUCCUCAUCCUGCUUUUGGUGAAAAAACAAAUUGCUUGAAAUGAAUAAUUUAUUAUCUCAUGCUAAUAACUUCAGGCAUUGAGAUGAGCUGAUGGGUCUAAAGCUCUGAGGAGGAAGCUAACCGGCCUCAGAAUCAUAGAAAUGGGUGCCAGCCUUGUUGUAACCAGGUGAGUUUAUCUGCUGGAACAGGCAGUGGAGAGUGUACAGAUAGCAUGGUUUUACCUCUGGCUUCUGAUAAUAAUUCCAGAUUUAACAAUCCUGUUUUAGAGGACGAUUUUCCCUCAUCCCUUGAAUUCACUGCCAGCAGGGCAUUUUUUUCUUUUUUUUAUGCAAAUAGGAAAAUGCAUCCUAAAUGAGGGUUUAAAAAAUUGAAAAUAUUUAAAUAUACAGGAUGGUGUUAAAUAUGACUCCAUUAUCAAUCUGGAUUCAGAAAUGGUUUCUGCUUUAUUUUAUUUCAUUUUAUCUUUUAGAAACAAGGCGUCACUCUGUCACCCAGGCUGGAGUGCAGUGGUGUGAUCAUAGCUCACUGCAGCCUCUACCUCCUGACACAAGCUGUCAUCCCGCUUUGGCUUCUCAAAGUGCUAGGAUUAUAGGCGUGAGCCACCAUGCCCGACCAGUUUCUGCUUUUAUUAAAAUUGUUCACAGUUUUAUACAUUCAUGUUCAUUAAAAAUGCUAUUUAGAAAAGAGUUUGAUAAAAUAAAUAUUAUACAAAAUUCGAAGAAAAAAGAAAAGAGUUUCUGUUUCAGUCACAAAUUAGGGUUAUUGUGAUGUGUAUUUAUGAUGACCAUUGAACAAAUGUGAAGAAUACUGUGAAUUCUAUGACUUUAUCAAAAUCAGCCACAUCCAGGAGCUUGCAGUUGUUGACCAAAUGAAUGAUGACAUAGAGUAGUUCAGAUCUAUCAUGUGCUCUUCUAUCUAAUCAGUCAAUAUUUCCUUGGCCCUCAAGCCAACAUUCAUUUUUUAUGUAUAACCUUCUUCAUGAUUUUGAAAUUUUGAUAGGGUAACUGCUAAUGAGUUCACAAAUGUAGCACUUUAAAAGGAAAAUAAAUGGAGAGUGAAAACAA
Homo sapiens (human) is the source of this 3445-nucleotide messenger RNA. It is a transcript of the gene C2CD4A, whose product is annotated as C2 calcium dependent domain containing 4A. The record is from RefSeq and is marked validated. NCBI's taxonomy places the organism in Eukaryota, Metazoa, Chordata, Mammalia, Primates, Hominidae. Gene Ontology annotation, cellular component: nucleus. The transcript is spliced from 2 exons. The coding region runs from base 142 to 1251 and encodes 369 amino acids.